ACUAACGCGUCACUGCUUGUUUGUCUUCCGAUCUGGUUUGACGUUAGCUUGGUUCUCAUUUGCGUUAUAACGCAUUAUAACCAGCUUUUUUCGAGCCGAACAUGUCCGAAAGGCAGUCCAGGACAAGUUAAUGAUAAUAAUAACAAUAUCCACCGGAUGUCAGGUUGGUUUCAGGAUGAACUGGAUUUUCCCGUUGUCGAAGGGUUCUGGAGCGAUUCCGCCUCUGAACAGUUUACAGAAACAACGGCAGCGGCAGAUCGAGUCCCUUAAAGCUGCGCAUUCCACGAUCGCAGAGAUCCAGAAAGAUGUGGAGUACUGGAUUCCUUUCACCGUCAACAACUCGACCAUCAGCGUCAACAUAUUGCUUCCACCGCAGUUCCCGCAAGAGAAGCCCGUCGUCACUGUGUAUCCUCCUGUCGGUCAUCAUAUUGUAGACGGGAACAACGGCACCGUGGUCACCAGCCCCCUCAUCACCAACUUCGGGAUGCACUCGGAUCUCGGGAAAGUAAUCCAGAGCUUGCUGGAUGAGUUCUGGAAGAGUCCGCCGGUCCUGAUGUCCGGUGCGCCAUCCUUCCCUUUCAUGUACAAGCCGCCGUACCCUCCACAGAACUUUCAUUUUGUCCCCACCUUCCCGAGCCAGGACCCCCAGCGGCCUGUUGUCCCCGCCCCUCUCAAUCCACCCCCGGGAGCAGAGAUGCAGCAGACGCCGAGCCGUCCUCCAGCACCAGCGUACGGGCUGAUCACGGACCUCCCUCUGCCCGUCCCCAUGACUGACUCCCAGACCGGACUGAACGGACACAUCUACAAGAUGCCCGAAAUCCCCGACUCGUUUCCAGAACUUUCCGAGAUGAGUGUGUCUCAGCUGAAGGACAUGAACGAUAGCGAAGAUGUGCUGCUGGAGUGUUUUGCGAGUCUGCCUCAGCUCAAGCAGGUCUCCAGUGAUAAAGAAGAGCUGGCGAACAACAUCAUCACUGUGGCCAAAAAAAAUUUGCAGCUGGAACCUCAGCUGGAAGGGAAGAGACAGGAGAUGCUGUACAAAUAUGAGCAGCUGACACAGAUGAAGUCAGCGUUCCAGACCAAGAUGCAGAGACAGCAUGAGCUCAGUGAGAGCUGCAGCCUGAGCGCUCUGCAGGCAAGGUUAAAGGUCGCGGCCCAUCAGGCCGAGGAGGAGUCCGAGGAGACGGCCGAGAGCUUCCUGGAAGGAAAGAUGGAGAUCGACGACUUUCUCACCAGCUUCAUGGAGAAGAGGACGCUUUGCCACAGCAGAAGAGCAAAAGAAGAAAAACUUCAGCAGUCCAUGUCUGCGCACGGACAGUUCCCGACUGCGCACUAGACUCACUACCGGUUUCGGUACUAAAGCAGAACGCUCAGCCUCAUGACAAACACACAGCCAUGCAGAUCCACAGUCCUCCUGAUACCGAGUGGAACCUGAGAGUCAGCUAAGGAGCAGAUGCUGAAUUUACUGAGUAAAGAAACAACCGACGGUGUUCUGGAGCCGUUUGGCGUUCCAGAGGGGCUUCAGCGAGGCUGUAGCAGGGUGUUAUUUCAAGUAUUAGGCAGCCUUUUUGCGUUCUUAUUAGCACACACUUUGAAUAUUGAUAAGGGUUUCCUUUUGGUUUGGACCUUCCUUGCACUUGACAGAGAAACUGAAAUUUGCCAAUGCUGCCAGACACCACAAAAAAAUACUGUAUUUAAUAAUGUUGAUGAUAGGCUUUAUUAUAAUCAGACCUUGUAUUAUAAGUUUAUUUAAUUUGAUAGGCUAAUAAAAUGUUUCCAGUAAUCACUC
Molecule: messenger RNA, 1786 nt
Organism: Neoarius graeffei (lesser salmon catfish)
Lineage: Eukaryota; Metazoa; Chordata; Actinopteri; Siluriformes; Ariidae
Gene: vps37a
Product: VPS37A subunit of ESCRT-I
Exons: 13
Coding region: 131-1333 (400 amino acids)
Biological process (GO): ubiquitin-dependent protein catabolic process via the multivesicular body sorting pathway; protein targeting to membrane; protein targeting to vacuole
Cellular component (GO): ESCRT I complex
Source: RefSeq, a predicted model, not a curated record